AUGGACGUGGCAAGCUGGAUGGGGACGAGUGCUGUUUUCUUGACGUUGUCAGGACACGAGGGUUCACCAGCAAUAGACGUCUUUGAAAACAUAUUCUUCUUCGCCACGAUUGGUAUCUUUGGACUGAACACAUUGACACUGACCAUCCAAGCGAUCCUCUAUCCGAAACAAGCGCUUAGGACACUAGUAAAUCCUGCGAAAAGCGUCUUCGUCCCGCUAUUCGUUCUGUCGUUCGCAAAUAUCAUCAUAGGUGUCAUACAUUAUUGGCACCUAGAUGGAACCUCUGCGUACAUUCUGCUCUGGAUUUACGUGGGCCUUGCUGUGUUGAUCUGCCUACCACUGUUGGUGGUCUGGUUCAACCAGCCCCAUGACCUAUAUCAGUUCACACCCGCCUCGGCAUUUCUGGCAAAUCUUUCCAAUGCCUACAACGUGCUGGACGUCAUGGAUUACAACGAAUCAAGGUCCAUAGGUGUCCUGUUGGUUGGCUACUUCUUUCAAGGCUUGGGAUUCUUCAUGACUUUCUUCUACAUCUGCAUAUACAUUUUACGAAUCUUCUUGGUAGGAGGUGCAUUGAUUGUUUGCGGGCCUCCAGGAUUCACCGCACUCGCUAUUAUACAACUGGGAGACAGAGCUCGUAGCAUUCUUCCAGCACAUAACCUCAUCACCGUCAAUUCUGGUGAGAUAUGGUAUGCCGGAAGCGUCAUGGGCGGUCUCAUGCUAUUUGGACUGGCCGUUUUCUUAUUCGUUUUCGGGGCCUUUCCGUUCUGGUUCAAGACUAACAAGCGGCUGCACGAUAUCUUGGGCUGCUGGGCCCUUACAUUCCCUAACGUGGGAUGGAUCCUCACCCUCCGCGUUCUCGGGAACCUCUUCGACAUCGACGGCUUUAAAAUCCUGCAUCUUGUGUGCUGCUUUAUUCUGGCCGUAGUUUGGUUGAUUCUCUUCGUUCUCACAUGUGUGGCCUUUUAUAAAGGCUUCAUCUUCAACUCGGAGGACGAGGAUGUUAUCAAGGACUCGUUCUACUCUCUAAGGGAGAAGAGACGGAAGAGGCGACGGUAUUCGCACAUGGCUGCACAAACUGUGACACCGAUGAGGACGCCUGGUGGUACUCCUCCUACCACCCCUGGCGAUACACCUUCUUCAACUCCUCGUACAACACCUCCAGCGACACCGCUUGCCACAACACCUCGCGCUACAUCUCCUUCAACGCCGCCUCCCCCAAUCCCUCCUCCUCAAACUAUUCCGUCAGAGGACAUAGUUUGA
This is a messenger RNA of Coprinopsis cinerea okayama7#130, 1260 nucleotides long. RefSeq lists its product as hypothetical. The record is from RefSeq and is a predicted model, not a curated record. Bases 1 to 1260 code for a protein of 419 amino acids. Gene Ontology annotation, cellular component: membrane. NCBI's taxonomy places the organism in Eukaryota, Fungi, Basidiomycota, Agaricomycetes, Agaricales, Psathyrellaceae. Gene Ontology annotation, molecular function: malate transmembrane transporter activity. Gene Ontology annotation, biological process: malate transmembrane transport. The transcript is spliced from 12 exons.